This is a messenger RNA of Acanthochromis polyacanthus (spiny chromis), 6783 nucleotides long. RefSeq lists its product as uncharacterized. Gene Ontology annotation, molecular function: metal ion binding; NAD+ poly-ADP-ribosyltransferase activity. The record is from RefSeq and is a predicted model, not a curated record. Bases 113 to 3805 code for a protein of 1230 amino acids. The transcript is spliced from 12 exons. NCBI's taxonomy places the organism in Eukaryota, Metazoa, Chordata, Actinopteri, Pomacentridae.
CAAUCAUCAGAAAUGAAACCCAACUUCCCCUCCUCCUCUCAACCCACAGCAGCUGCGGUCAGCCAGCCUGUCUGUCGGCCUGGUGGAAGCAGGGAUCCGCAGUCUGAGCUCCAUGGAGGCCACAAUCCUCAAGAUCAUCUGCGCCAACCAGGGCGCGGUGGGGACCGACGACCUGAUGUACAACCUGUUUCCAGGGGACUCCUCCAACGUGUCGCAGGUCAUCUGCAACCAGGAAAAGUUCGUUCUGUGCUGCCCGAACGGACAGCCGACGGUGGUGGUCCGGACCCGGCUGAGGCUGUGCAGAGUGAAGGGGUGUCCUGGAGGCUGCAGGGGUUUACACCUGUGCCAGUUCUACCUGUUCAAAGGCUCCUGUGGCUUCGCUCUGCUCAGGAGAGGCUGCAACUUCUCCCAUGAGCUGAACUCUGACCACAACCAGAGGAUACUGAGGGAAAAUGAGCUGGAGAGUCUGACCCUGGAGGAGCUUCGAACGCUGCUGCUACAGAGCGACAACACACUGCUGCCUGCUGUCUGCUAUGAUUACAACAACGGUCAUGGAGAGUUUGGUCGCUGUCAGGAAGGAGAUGCCUGCAAACGACUCCACAUCUGUGAGAAAUCCUUCAGGAGUGAGUGCAUCUGCUACAGGAACCAUGAUUUCAAUGCUCCACAGCCACUACGAACCCUGCAGGAAAAAGGCAUCCCAGACACCCUGUUUCAGUCCCUGAAGGCUGCCUACGUGAAUAAAAAGGCUCUGAGGUUCUCUGACAACACUGAUGGAAGAGGAAGAGGUGGCAAUAGAAGGGGCAGGGGCAGAGGAACCCCUGGCAACCAACCAAGGGAGACACGAGCCGCUUCCCUCAGCGACAUCCUCAAAAACAUCGACACCUUGGAUCUGUACGGCGCUGAUGAAUCGUCCGAUGGCGAGGCAUCCAUCGCGAGUAGUGAAGGCAGCAGGCACAAUGAACAUCUGAAUAAAACUUCUGCAGCUUUCAGAGGAAGAGGUGGCAACCGGGGCAACCGGGGCAACCGGGGCAACCGGGGCAACCGAGGCAACCGGGGCAACUCUCACCCCAUACCAAAAACCUGCUCCACCAGUGACCUCUUCGCUGCUGCCGACGCCGAAACUGUAAAUGCCAGUGAUGCUCCGAACAGACGACCAAGGCCUGUUAGAGAUAAAACUGAGAUCUGCAUGUUCUUUGUCAAAGGACACUGCAUCCAUGAGGAUCGUUGUUUCAAAGCUCAUGACAAGAUGCCGUACAGAUGGGAGGUGAAGGAGGGCGACCAGUGGAACGCCAUGCCUGAGAACGAGAUGAUUGAGAAGGAUUACUGUGAUCCCAAAAACACGUACAGUACCACCAGCCAAGUUGUGCAUUUCGACACGAUGACCUGUGGACCGAACAAAGUGCGACGCCUCUCCACCGUGAACUCUUUGCUUCAGCCGACUUACAUCCUCACCACUGAGUGGCUUUGGUACUGGCAGGAUGAGUACGGAAAAUGGAACCAGUACGCUUCAGAUACCGGUGGACACAGACCAUCAGACGUCGACAGCGCAACUCUGGAGCAGAAGUUUCUGGACAAUGACAAAGACGUGGUGGAAUUUAAAGCUGGUUCACAGACGUACUCGCUCAGUUUCCAGGACAUGAUCCAAACAAACAAGCAGUUCGGCACUCUGAGGAUCGUGUGUCGACGCCCUCGCUUUGUUUCUGCUGCCGAUGUUAAAGAAAAGAAAGUGAGCAGAAAACCUCCGGGUCAGGCCAACUCCACCCCUGUGCCAGACAACUGGGACAAGACUCAGAUCCCAGCCAAAGGAUACUCGAGAAUCACUCUAAUGAGCACCUCGGAUGAAUACAAGGAGGUUCAAACUCUUUUCUGUAGAACCAUGCAAGGCUUUGAUAUCGUCAGCAUCGAGAGAAUUCAGAACAGAGCUCUUUGGGAAGUCUUCCAGUGGCAGAAGAAUCAGAUGAAGACCAACAAUGGAGGCCGCACUGUGAUGGAAAGGAAGCUUUUCCAUGGCACUGACAGUAAACACAUAGAGGCCAUCUGCCUCCACAACUUCGACUGGAGAGUCUGUGGAGUUAAUGGAACUGCUUUUGGCAAAGGUAGCUACUUCGCCCGGGAUGCCAGAUACUCCCACAGCUACACCGGCAACAGUGAAGUCAAAACCAUGUUCGUCUCUCGGGUGCUGGUGGGAGAUUAUACCAAAGGGGAGUCUGGUUACCGCCGACCUCCUUCCAAAGAUGGUGGGGAGGUAAACUUCUUCGACAGCUGCGUAGACAACAUCAUGAACCCAUCCAUAUUUGUUGUGUUCGAGAAGCACCAGAUCUACCCCGAGUACCUGCUACACUACAAGACCAUACACCUGCUGGUCGACAUAUUUGAUGCUGCACCAGUAUCAGCACAGAAACCAGCACCACAACCAGCACAGCACCCAGUACUGAAUUCAGCACUGGCACUCAAACAGCUACUGGCAAUGCAACCAGUACUUAAACCACAACCAGUACUAAAACCACAACCAGUACUGUCAUCACAACCAGUACUUAAACCACAACCAGUACUAAAACCACAACCAGUACUGUCAUCACAACCAGUACUUAAACCACAACCAGUACUAAAACCACAACCAGUACUUAAACCAGACCCAGUACUGCCAUCACAACCAGUACUUAAACCACAACCAGUACCUAAACCAGAACCAGUACUGCCAUCCCAACUAGUACUAAAACCACAACCAGUACCUAAACCAGAACCAGUACUGCCAUCACAACUAGUACUAAAACCACAACCAGUACCUAAACCAGAACCAGUACUGCCAUCACAACUAGUACUAAAACCACAACCAGUACUUAAACCAGAACCAGUACUGCCAUCCCAACUCGUACUAAAACCACAACCAGUACCUAAACCAGAACCAGUACUGCCAUCCCAACUAGUACUAAAACCACAACCAGUACCUAAACCAGAACCAGUACUGCCAUCACAACUAGUACUAAAACCACAACCAGUACUUAAACCAGAACCAGUACUGCCAUCCCAACUAGUACUAAAACCACAACCAGUACUUAAACCAGAACCAGUACUGUCAUCACAAGCAGUAUUCCCACCACAACCAAUACUAAAACCAAAACCAGUACUGCCAUCACAACCAGUACUUAGACCACAACCACUACUAAAAUCAGAACCAGUAUUGAAAGCAGACCCAAUGCUGCCACCGCAACCAGUACUAAAACCACAACCAGUACUGACACUACAAUCAGUACUUAAACCAAAACCUGUACUGCCAACACAAUCAAUAUUUAAACCAGAACCAGUACUGAAUCCAGAACCAGUACUAAAACCACGAGUUCUGACACUACAAUCAGUACUUAAACCAAAACCUGUACUGCCAACACAACCAAUAUUGAUACCACAACCAGUACUAAAACCUGAACCAGUACUUAAGACAGAACCAGUACUGAAACCAGAACCAGUACUUAAACCACAACCAGUCCUGUCAUCACAACCAGUAUUUAAACCACAGCCAGUACUAAAACCACAAUCAGUACUGAAACCAGACCCAGUACUGCCAGCACAACUAAAACUUAAACCACAAUCAGUCCCUGCACUGAAAUUGGUACCGGCCCUGAAACCACCAGCAACACAAGCAGUUCAGUCACCACAAGCAGUGCUGGCAUUAAAGCAAGUGCCAGUACUGAAGCCAGUACUGCCACCACCACCAGUAUUGGCACUGAAACCAGUACCAAUACUGAAACCAGUACCGGCACUGAAACCAGUACUGCCACCACAACCAGUAUCGAAACGGGUGCUAUGAACUGGUAUUUACAGGAUGUUGUAUGGCCCCCAAGUGCGGAAACAAAAUCAAUUCUUACUGCUAUAAGAUACCAAAUCCAUAAAAACUCUUUGCCCAAAGUGUUUGCUCGUUUAAUCACAUGUAUAAGAGCUGGAACAGUAAAUUGGCCACAAAAUCUGCCAUUAAGCUCUCUGAUGAAUUUGUAAGUUCUUCAGUAUCUGUACCCAUGCAAAACAUUUUAAAAAAGGAGAGUAGUUUCACAAACAACCUGGGACCUCUGAAGUAACUGGAUCAAUUAAGGGCUACAAUAAAUACAGUAGUAACCUGAUGUCAUCUGGUUUCAUUGCGUCAAUUUUACCUAAUCCUGAGUCAUUUCAAAGUAAAGUAUUAUUAUAAGGUUGGAGGAUUGACAGGACUGAUGUAUGUGAUUAGCUAUAAUUGAGCAUUUUUUUUCUCUUUGGUUUAACACAUAUAGUAGCUGCUUUUUCCUUUAUGGAAAAGGAAAACGGAUCCAACUAUGCAUUAGUCUACAAAAAGACAAUUCCCAGGGUGAAAACAGAUUUGGCUGUCGCUUCCACUGCAUCCAUUUAUCCGCCACCCGUGCUUCAUUGCUGCCCAUUAAGAUGGAGCAGUCCUAUGGGAAAUGCAGCUGUGCCAUGCAGGAUGCAACAGCCCACCCGGUGACAGUAAAUAUCCACUGACAUUAACCAGCCCAAGCAACCCCUUCCUGCCUGAUGCGUGCCCAUGCCGGCCGCUGUGUCUUUCCCCGGCUGCUGUUUCCUGGUAGGCUGAGCAGAUCCUACAGAGCCAGCUGCCAGGAGCUUCCAGGCCUCAGCAUAUCGGAUGAUCUGGUUUUCCUGUAUUGCACGAGCUCAUGAAUAAAAAAUGACUCCUUCGCCUUUGUUUGCGUGCACACCUCCUCCCGGUGUUUGAGAUGUUUAUGUUUUUGCUGAGUCACAGUGGUUUAGCACCAGUCGAUGGAAGAACGCUAUGGUGGCAAACCCCCUGGGUGAAGGGAAAUGACUCAGAUCUUUAUUUGGCCGAAAGCGGGAGAAGUUUUUGUCGAGUUUGUGAUGAAUUAAAUAACAGCUGCAGUCAACAGAUCUACUGUAUGUGUAGUCUCAGUGGAUCAAUGAAGCAUCUGUUCAGCUGUUUAUAAAAGAUGUAAGGUGACAGAUGCAUUAUUCGGUAUUAUUUCUGUUUUUAAGGUCUUUUUUAUGCAGCAUUUUCUAUGCACCAGUUCUAGGGUAAUGUUGCUGUAUACAGCAGAAGCAAUCAAAACUACAUAAUCUGUUAAUAAUUGCAUGAUUUCAGGGCUCAUAUGUAGAGUAUUCUGACUUAUAAACAAACAUUUCAAAGAGACUGUAAGAUAAAUACAUCCCCCAAAGCAGUAAAUCACUGCAAUAAAAGUGAAAACACCUGUGAUCACCAAAGCUAAACUGUGUGUACCUAUGAUUUCCAAAUAGCCGAACCCAUGAACACCAGAGUUUUCUCGGUUUUGGAUCCUAUAAGAUGCCGAUCCACAUGUCUGCAUCGUGGGUCCUCGUGAAACAACUGCAACAGGAAAUUAAAAAUCUGAUUGUGAGACUUUACAAAGAUGGGAAUGAUAGUGGAAGACCAUUCACCAACUAGAAAUGAGUGAAAACACAGUUGCACGCAGUAAUCAGAAGGUAUAGAACGAGACAUAACACCACUGAUCAGAGCUGCAGUGGUCGUCCUCCGAAAUGACACCAUGUUCAAUAAUGUACUUAAACUAUACAGCUCUGAAAAACAGAUGGACAGCUACUUCACAAUUGGUUUUCAGUGGAAAUCUGAGUGUCUGUGAUUGCUCAGGCAGUGUGAAAGGCAGUACGUAACGUCAACCUCUAUGGAUGUUGUCCGAGGAAUUUACCGUCAGUGCUGUUUGGAAAGAAAAACUGCAAGAUGAAGUUUUGUUCAGAAAACUUUAAAAGUAGCUUCAUUGUAAUUGGGAGCACAUUCUUUGGUCAAAUGAGACCAAGAUAAAUUUGUCUGGCUCAGAUGGUUUCCAACAUGGUUAAUGUGAAGUUACCUAGGACUACCAUAGUGAAUGCAUAGUCCUGAUAGUGAAGCACAGAGGUGGGAGUGUGAUUCUAUGUGGCAGAAGAUUUUGUGGAGAUUACAUUUAUAGAUGUACCAUGGCUGUAUGAGGAUAAAGCAAAAAUACUGGCUGACAAGAUGAUUUUCAGUUUACAGAAGUUUGUCAGAAAAGGAAUAUUUCAGCAUGAUAACAAUCAGAAGCACGUCAUCAAAACAUACAAACAGGAAAAAGUGAAAAUGAUGACAUGGCCCAGUAUGGUGGGUGACUUGAAUCCCAUGAAACAGCUCUGGGGUAUUUUAAAGAGAAAAGUAGAGAAACACAAUCCCUCCUGCAAAGAACAACUGAAAAAUCUAUUGAAUAUAUUGAAAACAUUUUGGUACAGACUUCUUUGCAUGGACUUCUUACUGUGGGUCCUGAUUUUUAGAUAUAGGAAACCAAAACUCUGAGUACUAAAUCGUACCUCAGUCCAAAUGCCUGCUGUUGUACUUAGAAGUAAUACAUAUACUGUAAUUUGAUAUUGUUUUUAAUUAUUUGGUGGUUACUGUACAUAUUGUAAGUACUGUACAUGAAGCCAGUGGAACCACAGAGGAGAUGACCAAAGCUUUCAGAUAUCCUGUCCAUGUUCAUCCACAUUCACAACUGUAAUCCUUAAUUAUUGAUGUGGUUAAACAGAAGAUGUUUUUGUUCUCUCUACGUGAAAUAAGCUGAUAUAUUGAAACUGGAAUUUUUUUGCUGUAAAAUCCAGUAUCUAUCAUUCAGUAUAUAUUGUGCCAUUAGCUUCAGUGUAUAUAAGUAUGAAAUAUUCCAAAAUGCACCUGUGCUGACAUAAAAUGAAGAAGAUAAAAGUGUUGAAAAUGAUUUUUUUUUCUAUUGCUUUCUAUGCUUCGACCUCUACUUCAAUUUCUGUACCAAUAUUUCUUAUAUCUAAUAAAAAUAUACA